AUGGAGUACCACCAACCAACCACUAACUUGUCUUUCAUCUGUAUCGUAGCAAGACCCACCCGGGGAGACUUGAGCGAUUCAGGUGAGAGACAUCCUCAUUCCUCAUCCUUCGUUCGUUUUCAUCUUUGUAGUGAGACCCACCCAGGCAAAAUCAAGACAACCAGCUAUGGAGUCUCUACAAAAGGCUACACAACCGACUACUCAUCAUCUGAUCUUUCACCUGUAUCGUAG
This is a messenger RNA of Macrosiphum euphorbiae (potato aphid), 231 nucleotides long. NCBI's taxonomy places the organism in Eukaryota, Metazoa, Arthropoda, Insecta, Hemiptera, Aphididae. The record is from the annotation of a GenBank genome assembly.